AUGGCCCAAAUUGUGUGUGUUUUGGCACUUCUGUGUUUUGCAUCGUGUGUUGUGGAAAAUUCAGGAACCAUGCAGGAAUUUAAAGACCUCCAACUUCAACAAGACUCAUUGCCAUGGCUCCAGAAAUUACAAGACAAACAGGAAUUAAUGCAGAAACAGAACAUAGUACAGUUGCUUUAUAGACUUUUCAAAUCCGAAAAACCAAUGAUCCUCCAAGGAACCAAAGGCACAGAGCGACAGGAGAAAGAGCGACGUGGUUUGGAUAAGGGCGUGACAACUCUGGCUCGCAGGGCUGGCUGCAGAGUCUUCUUCUGGAAGUCCUGGACUGCCUGCUAA
Molecule: messenger RNA, 336 nt
Organism: Scomber japonicus (chub mackerel)
Lineage: Eukaryota; Metazoa; Chordata; Actinopteri; Scombriformes; Scombridae
Product: somatostatin-1-like
Exons: 2
Coding region: 1-336 (111 amino acids)
Cellular component (GO): extracellular region
Molecular function (GO): hormone activity
Source: RefSeq, a predicted model, not a curated record